UGAGUCACCAGGCGCUCAUUUCCUCAUCUUCUCACUACCUACAUACCUACCUACCUACCUAACCUAGAACCUAGAUACCUUAUAAUAAAUUUCUUAGCAUCCCAAAUUUGAACAUGUCCCUUUUUAUCGUCCCUUAACUUGUCUAAAUUCUACCAAAGUGAAAUCAGUAUUGCAUAUUAAAAAGUAUCCUCGACUACAUCUACUAUCUUCAAAGCCAAUCUCCCAACUUCAAAUCAUCAACGAGUAAGAAAGCAUUAUGGCCGUGGGCGUAAAGCGGAAGCGCACUGGCGAGACUGUAGACGCCACUAUACUUCUACCGCAAAAGAUAGCGAAGCCUGUCCCUAAUGACGUCGCGCUUCAAGAAUCUACUUCUGUUCCCGAAGAUAUGGAGCCCCAAUUACAACGCAUUGCAGAAUCAGACCGUACGCCCUUCGAGAAGAAAGUGUGGAGCCUUCUAUGUCAAAUACCUCGUGGUCAUGUAUCAACGUAUGCCCUGCUCGCGGCGCAUCUAGGGUCGUCCCCACGGGCUGUAGGGAACGCGCUGCGGCGGAACCCAUUCGCGCCAGAAGUGCCGUGCCACCGGGUAGUGGCGACGGGAGGUGCCUUAGGUGGGUUCAAGGGAAAGUGGCCUAAGGACGGCGAAGGCAUCACUCUCGACGAGAAGCGGAAGCUUCUUCGUGGGGAGGGUAUAAGACUAGACGACAAGGGCAAGGUACUCGGGACGCCAUGGGCAGCAUUUAACUAAGCGAAUAAAGAGAAUAUAUGGAGGGCUUUUAGGCAACUAGUAUAGCGAAGAUGCUGGAAGUGUGCGACCCGACCAUUACCAUGUGAUCCUAGAUGGGAUGAAAGUAGCUUUAUGAAUGGUGGUAUAAACUGUUUGCUGAAUAAUAAGAUCUAUCUAAAUGGAGCUAAGAUGUGAGCAGAUUUCUAUUCAACAGGAUAUUUUUGUGUGUUCCAAAUGGCC
Molecule: messenger RNA, 964 nt
Organism: Daldinia loculata
Lineage: Eukaryota; Fungi; Ascomycota; Sordariomycetes; Xylariales; Hypoxylaceae
Product: methylated-DNA--cysteine S-met
Exons: 2
Coding region: 257-745 (162 amino acids)
Biological process (GO): DNA repair
Molecular function (GO): methylated-DNA-[protein]-cysteine S-methyltransferase activity
Source: RefSeq, a predicted model, not a curated record